GAAGAGGCAGCGGAACCGAUUGGCUGAGUUGCUUAUUGUCAAUUCUCUGCAGUGGCCAAAGGUAUCUCCUCGGGAUCCGAGUAUGAAUGACCGGAAUUGGCGUGGGAAGGGAGAGUAGAGCCUCCCCGAGCGCGCGCUGUGGCGGGUCUCCGAGAGCCUUUGCGGGGCCAGCGACCCCCAGGAGGACGGCAGACGCCAGAACUGCCACUAGCUACAGUAUGGAGAGAUCCUAACACUAUGGGGACCCCAGCCUCUAUUACUUGUGACUUGCCACAGAAUCAAAUCACCAAAAAAUGCACUCGAAAGAGAGCAUCUGCCAAUAUUUUCCAGGGGGUGGGGUUACUGCAGUUACGUCGUCUCUUCCAUAGCAGUGGGGAUAUGCAAGCAGAAGAACGAGCCCAACUAGUUUGGGAGCGUGCAGAGAGCCAGUGCAUUACUCGGGCUUUACAACAGCUCCACAGAAGGCAGAGAAAACUGAAGCUGCAAGCCAAUGUGAGGCCUCCAUCUGGAAAGGGCAGUAGUACCAGACUGCUAGAGCUACAACACUUCAGCCACUUAAGGAUUGAAGACUGUACUACAUCUUCUGCUGAUGUUGAUGGUGAUAGCAGGAAGGAGAUAGAGACAGCAGAUCAAAGCAGCCAUUGCCAUCACAUUGCUUCCCAACAUAGGAAGAAGGAAAAAGAGAUGGGUGUGACUACAUACACCAAUGAAAAAUGAUCCUAUUCUUAUGCCAGUGGUUGUGUCUAAGUGUAAACAGACUAGACUGGAGAAGCCUCAAAGGGAGAAUAUUUGACAAAUGAUUGCAGGUAACAGCAGAGAAAAUUGAAAAAAUCUUUUGCUCUCAAGCACUUUGGUUUGCUAAUUUAGACUUGAUCAGGUUGUUAUGUCAAAGCACAAACACUACAUAUUUUGACUAUUUAUGGUUAUAUUUAAUAAAGCUUCCUGUCUGAAGACACUC
Messenger RNA from Python bivittatus (Burmese python), 958 nucleotides. It is a transcript of the gene AVPI1, whose product is annotated as arginine vasopressin induced 1. The record is from RefSeq and is a predicted model, not a curated record. Lineage: Eukaryota; Metazoa; Chordata; Lepidosauria; Squamata; Pythonidae.